GGUGUUAGCUGGCCCUGAUUCUUUCAUGUCUGGAGUUCCCCUGUUUUCAGAGUGUUGCUUUUUAUUUACAGUCCAGAUUUUAGAGUUCUUUAAUACUGGUAGCUAGAUUUUGUUCAUUUUCAUGGUUUCCUCCUUUCUGUUGAAAUUGUCCACAUGCUUGUGAAUUUCAGUGGCUUCUCUGUGUAGUCUGACAUGGUGGUUGUGAGAGUGGUCCAGCAUUUUUGUGUUGUCAAAUAAUAUGCUGUGUCCAGGUUGGUUCAUCAAGUGCUCUGCUAUGGCUGACUUCUCUGGUUGAGUUAGUCUGUUGUGCCUUUCCUGUUCCUUGAUUUGUGUUAGGACGCAGUAUUUUUUGGUCCCUAUGUAGACUUGUCCACAGCUGCAUGGUAUACGGUAGACUCCUGCAGAGGUAAUAAUAAUAAUAGUAAUAAUAAUAAUAAUACUCUGAUUAUGGUGGAUCUUUCUUGUCCUUGCAAGAGGAAUGUCAGAUGAUUGAAUAGUAAUGGAUGUAAAUAUCUGUAUCUGAGUUCAGUAUAUGCUGGACAGUCAAUCAAAAAUGUUCGAUAUUUUCCACUAUUUGAUCUCCCCAAACACAAAAUUUCUCACUUCUUGGGAUGUUGCUGUAGCGACCAGUUUGCAUCAUAAUGCCGAUUUGUUCAAACCUAGCGCUGCAGUGGUGAGAGGAUCCGUCUUGUCCUUUGCUGAAUGUAGCAUUUCUUGGAUUUUCUUAGGGGGUCUGUAGAUAAGUUUGUAGGUUGUGUUUCUUCUUCAGCUUUCCUUCGCAAUCAAUGGUUUCCUUGAUGUACGAAAACCUCAGCACAGAAGUUGGCCUCAUAGAGUUGAUUGGGGAUCCACCACCAGAACAAAUAACCAAAGUAUAUGGCCCAGACAACAGCCCCGGCUAUGUGUUUGGACAGGAUGCUAACACAGGGCAAGUGGCACGCUACCAUCUUCCCAGCCCUUUUUACAGAGACUUCUCACUCUUGUUCCAUGUCCAGCCCACAACAGAGAAACCAGGAGUGCUUUUUGCCAUAACAGAUUCCUCACAAUCAAUCAUCUAUGUUGGUGUGAAGUUAUCAGAGGUGAAAGAUGGGAAGCAACAGAUCAUCUUCUACUACACAGAGCCUGGAUCUCAGAACUCCUAUGCCGCUGCCACGUUUCUAGUGCCCUCAAUGGUCAAUCGUUGGACACGCUUCGCCAUCAGUGUGGAAGAUGAAGAAGUGGUUCUUUAUGUGGACUGUGAGGAAUUUGAGCGGGUCCAUUUUGAACGAUCACCUGAUGAGAUGGAACUGGAAGAUGGCUCAGGGCUUUUUGUGGCACAAGCUGGAGGAGCUGAUCAUGAUAAAUACCAGGGCGUAAUUGCAGAACUGAAAGUGAAAGGAGAUGCUCGAGCAGCUGAGCUCCAGUGUGAGGAAGAUGAAGAUGAUUCUGAUAUGAUGUCUGGAGAUGGUGGAAGUGGAAUUGAAGAAAAGCCUCGAUUACCAGAAAAGGCAAGGGUAACUCCCGUAGUCUCAGGCCUGCCAGUGCCUCCACCUGUGACUUCUCCUCCCAUUGCCAAAACGCCCACAGAACAAGAAGAGAAACCCCAUUUACAUACAGAUAUUGCUGAGCCAAAAGAGAAGUCACCAUCUGCUGCAGGAGUGGGAGCCAAAGGUGAGAAAGGAGAUUCUGGUGAAAAAGGCGAACGUGGCCCCAAAGGGGACUCUGGACUUGGUGGAGUUGUGUCAACAGGUGGUGCCAAAGGUGAAAAGGGAGAAAAAGGAGAUCUAGGUGUUAAGGGAAAUGCAGGCUUCGGAUACCCAGGGUCUAAAGGACAGAAAGGGGAACCUGGUGCUGAAGGUUCUCCUGGCCCUACUGGCCCCCCUGGGCCCCCCGGGACCAUUGUGAAGCACUCCGAUGGCUCUGUGAUAGAGCAGGUUGCUGGGCAGCCAGGACCUACAGGCCCUCCUGGAUCCCCUGGCAAGGAUGGCUUACCUGGAAAAGAUGGAGAACCCGGAGAUCCUGGCGAAGAUGGCAAACCAGGUGAUGUUGGUCCUCAAGGAUUCCCUGGAACCCCUGGUGAACCUGGCCAAAAAGGAGAAAAGGGUGAUCCAGGCGUUGGCGCAAGAGGUCCUCCUGGGCCACCAGGGCCACCUGGAUUCAGUUCCAAAUUGGACAAGUUGACAUUUAUUGAUAUGGAAGGUUCUGGCUUUGGGAGUGAUUUGGAAAACCUACGAGGCCCUAGAGGACCACCUGGCCCACCAGGACCACCUGGAGUGCCUGGCUUGCCAGGACAGCCUGGACGAUUUGGGACGAACGGGACUGACCUUCCAGGACCACCUGGGCUACCUGGAGUGACAGGCAGGGAUGGUAGCCCAGGACUUCCAGGGCCUCCUGGCCCUCCUGGUCUACCAGGAAGAGAUGGGAUCUCUGGACAGCCAGGGUUGAAUGGAGCAAGGGGUGAACCAGGUGAAAUAGGCCUCCCAGGAGCACCUGGACCAAAGGGAGAUGUUGGGCUACCAGGAGAGCCAGGUCAAAUUGGCUUGGCAGGUCUUCCUGGGCCCAUGGGCCCCCGGGGACAGCCUGGCCCCCCUGGUCCUCCUGGCCCAGGUUUCGUGGCUGGAUUUGAUGAUAUGGAGGGCUCAGGGCUACCAUUUGUUUCUGCUGUCCCUGGAGCACGUGGACCAGAAGGGCCACAGGGUCCACCAGGACUUCCAGGACCCAUGGGAGAUCCUGGCACUAUUGGUCUCCCAGGUAUCCCAGGACCAAAGGGACCUUCUGGAUUGCCAGGUCUGGAUGGCCAUCCUGGAUCAGCGGGUUUCCCAGGACCUCAGGGAGAAAAGGGUGACAAAGGGGACCCAGGAACUAAAGGCGAACCAGGUCAAGAUGGAAUAGGACUUCCAGGUCCACCAGGGCUUCCUGGUCCCCCAGGACAAAUCAUCCACCUAUCUGGUGAUAAUACAAACGUACCUUUGUUGCCAGGCCCAGAGGGCAAACAAGGGCAUGCUGGUUUUCCAGGGCCUGUUGGACCAAAAGGUGACAUUGGAUCCCCAGGUUUUCCAGGCUCUCCAGGACUUAAGGGUGACAAGGGAGAACCAGGAGUUAUAAUUGGCCCUGAUGGAACAGUUAUAGCAACUAAUUCAAAAGGAGAAAAGGGUGAAGGAGGCCCAAGAGGACCCGUGGGACCAUUAGGGCCACCUGGGAGGCCUGGGCAGAAAGGAGAAAUUGGCUUUCCUGGAAGACCUGGUCGACCCGGUAUGAAUGGGCUGAAAGGAGAGAAAGGUGACCCUGCUGAUCCCAGUGGAGGGUUGGGUGUAAGGGGUCCUCCAGGGAUUCCUGGCCCUCCUGGCCCACCAGGUCCUCCUGGCACCGUGGUGCCUGUUUAUGACAACAAUGCCUUUGGUGAUGUGGGCCCUCCCGGACCUCCAGGACUGCCUGGCUACCAUGGUGCUCCAGGUCAGAAGGGGGAUAAAGGUGACGUGGGCCCUCCAGGACCCCCAGGCCAGUUUCCUUAUGAUUUCAGCACAUUUGAUUCUCCCUUUUGGGGAGAAAGAGCAGAGAAAGGGGAAUCUGGAGAGAAAGGUGAAAAAGGAGAGCCAGGAGGUGGAGGAUUAUUUGGACCAGGAGCUGCUGGACUUCCGGGUCACCCAGGAUACCCUGGUCCUCCGGGCCCUAAAGGAGACAGUGUUAGGGGUCCUCCUGGCCCUCCAGGACCCCAAGGACCUCCUGGCGCAGGAUUUGAGGGUCGCCCAGGGCCUCCAGGACCCCCAGGUUCUCCUGGCCCCCCAGGCCCUCCAUCUUUCCCAGGACCCCACAGACAAGCUAUCAGUAUUCCAGGCCCACCUGGCCCACCAGGGCCACCAGGACCUCCAGGCAGUAACGAUGCAUCCUCUCCAUCUGGGCCACAGAUUCUGCCAACCUAUCAAAGCAUGAUGAGCAGAUCUCAUGAAGUUCCAGAAGGGCAACUCAUUUUUAUCCGGGAUAGAGAAGAGCUCUACAUCCGUGUUCGCAAUGGUUUCAGGAAAAUCCUUCUUGAGGAAAGAAUAUCGCUCUCUGGUCCUGGGCUGGACAAUGAGGUGUAUGAUAGGCCUUCCAGUGUCCACCAUUCACAUGGAGACACAGCAUCCUCUGGAUCUCAGCGCACAUUCCAGCAACAUUUGCCUGUGCAUUCACAGUAUAGCACUUACUCCACCGCCAAGCCCUGGAGAGGGGAUGAAGGGGCCAUCAAUCAGCACCGCCUUCCUGAGCAACCUGCCAUCCAACAACCUCACCAUGGCGCCCAUCACCAACAAGAGCCACUGAAUGCUUUCUUUCACCAGCCCGAGCCUGCGCCUUCUGCUGUCCACACUCACCAUGACUUCCAACCUGCUCUCCACCUUAUCGCUCUGAACACUCCCUUGAGUGGCAGCAUGCGGGGCAUCCGGGGAGCAGACUUCCAGUGUUUCCAGCAAGCCCGGGAGGUUGGAUUGACGGGUACUUUCAGAGCAUUCCUCUCCUCUCGCCUGCAAGACCUCUACAGCAUAGUGCGUAGAGCUGACAGGAGCACAGUGCCUAUUGUCAAUCUCAGGGAUGAAGUGCUGUUUAAUAAUUGGGAGAACCUCUUCUCAGGCUCUGAGGCUUCAUUCAGAACUGGAGUUCGGAUUCUUUCCUUUGACGGAAGGGAUGUCCUAAGAAACCCUGCAUGGCCUCAGAAGUAUGUCUGGCAUGGCUCUGAUUCCAAGGGACGACGGCUAACAGAGAACUACUGUGAGACAUGGCGGACGGAUGACACAGUGGUGACAGGCCAGGCUUCUUCGCUGGCAUCGGGCAAGCUGCUAGAACAGAAGAGCAGCAACUGCAAAAAUGCCUAUAUCGUCCUCUGCAUUGAAAACAGCUUCAUGACUUCUUCCAAAAAAUAAAAGCACACAUACACACACACACUUGGAAGCGCUGACUGCAAGUGGAGGAUGGGAACCCCAAUGUUUCCUUUAAGGAGCGGGGAAUGAGCCACGGUCCCCUUACCCCCCAAUCAGGAUAAUGUCUCCAGCCAGCCCCACCAAGCAGAUAAACCAAGCAAAAAAGCCAAAGAGUGACUUCCUAUGAUUCCCAGUGCAGCUCUGGUGCUGAAUGUUUAUGUAUUGUUUGUUUAUGUGUUCCUCUUGGCAAGGCUGAAUACCAGUGUACAAGCCUGCUGGGAGGGAAAGGGCAGAAUAGGCUUGUGAAUGCAAAGCAAUCUCCAGGCAAGUGUGCCACACAAAAUACCCCCUCCCCCCUUUAACCUUUGAAUUGGCUUGGAUUCCUGUUUCUGUUUCCCUCUCUUCCUUUCCGUUCUAUAACUACUACUAUGAAAAAAGAAAACCAAGACCAAGUGGGACAUGCCAGAAAUUCUAUUUAUUUGGAGUUGACUUAACAGAAAAUGGUUUCUGGGAAGCAGAGAGCUGGGUGAUGGGGUGAAUGCUCUUUGGAGCCCAUAACUGUGGGCACAGCCUGCAGGAGAAGGGCCCCACAGCUAGGCACUUGUGGCAGCUUUUGCCUUUAUUUUUUAGAAGUGUGGUGCUCAAGGACAUAAACUAGACCCUGCUGGACAUGGCCAUAGUUAAAAGGCUUUUCUGUGUAUGUGUAGGACACAUAGCUAAAAAUGAGGUGGGAUCACCAGACUAUCCCUAGUGAUCCUUCUGAGAGUAACCACUAUAUGCAAUGUGUUUACAAGACAGCCUCCCCAACUAUCCGCCACUGCCUAACUCACAAGCUGGCUCAACUGUUUACUCAUGCAUUACUAUCUCCAUAGUCUGCUUACAAUUUCCGUUGCUGAACUGAUGCUAUCCUCUGCUGAGAUGACAUGCCCAGAGCAAGGGGGUGAUGGCCAGAUGUUACACUGCACACAGUUCUCCCCCUUUUCACUUCUCCCUAACUUCACUUUGUCUUAGCUUUGCAGGUGAGCCAGAGAUAUUAAAUGUUAUGGACUGACAGGUGAUUUUACCAAGAUGUUUUCCUUAUGGAUCCAGGAGAGAAACUAAAAUGGUGCAAAAUUUCUGUUAAAAGAAUUAAUUUUGAUUUUUAAAAAUCUUUUAAAAUUUUUUAGAGACAAUGUCACACUUUACUUGACAAUUUCAUAAUGAACGAGCAAGUAUAAAAGCUUUGCCAAAGAGUGCAACUACUAGCACCCUGUCUUUUGACCUCACAGGAGUGACUGUGCCGGAGUGGCCAAGCUGCAUGUGUUGCAUGUAUAUGGCCCUUCUGCCUUAAAAGAAUCAACUAGCUGUCACUGCAAAAGGUCUACAUUUGGAGAGCUGUUUGGCUUCGUUGACAGAGCCAAAUCUAUGCAGAGGAAGCUGCUUACGAGCGCUCCAACUAUGAUCCUCCAUCUAGGGGUGUCUCAAAUUUUUAAUAAACCUUUGUCUUGAUCUGCACCAGAUCUAAAAUCAUUUAGCAGCUGCUCUCAAAUCAGCAUUAGGCCCAGCCCAAUUGAUAAUCACCUUCCUGACUCCUACCCACCCCCAGCACUGUGGCAGGAACCACUGGGUAAUAAGCCAUUCAGAAUAGCUGUAAAUUCAGCCUCUCUUCCAAAUUAUUAAAGCAAAAAGGGUCCAGCAUUGUGUUGGUAUUUUACAGUGAGGGAACAGCUGACAUACAGAUAAUUAACUACAGUCGUGUGCUGUACAGCAUAAAAAGGUGUGUACUUUUGGGGAUUGCAAAUCUCAAACUACAAACAUGGCAGAAGGAUUCUGGGAGCUGGAAUCCAAACAAAACAAAAUAGUACAAUAUUUCCAAGAUCUGAUACAGUACGGAUUUUGGGGGGGGGGGGGGGAGAGGGGUGUUCAUAGUCGUAGGCAGGUUCAUAGCCCAGCACCCUUUAACCCCAAAGUGCCAGAGAUCUUUGGUUUUAAGGGCCCUACUGUGACUGAAUGCCUGAGAUCUACACAGCACAGCCCAUCCACCACUUCAGUGCCAGAAUGCUUCUUGCCUGCCAGUUGUUUUAAACACUAACGUGCAAACCAUUUCAAUUGGUUUUCAGACAGCAAGGUGCUAAAUUUCUAUCGAGCUUUGUUAUUUUCAUUAUUGUAAUGAACUUUUUUUUAUAACGGGGCAGGAGGGAAAAGAAUCUGUGCAAGUCACACAGUCAGUUUCUUACUGUCUACUGUAUUUUGUGAAAUUUCAACACAGUUCGUUAAAAGCCUAUGGGACUCUAUAUCUUUUUGUCAGUUGUGUGUUGUGUUCUAUAAACUGUUUUCUAAAGGCACUGAAUAAAGGAAAGUAUUCUCUUUUAAA
This is a messenger RNA of Anolis carolinensis (green anole), 7224 nucleotides long. It is a transcript of the gene col18a1, whose product is annotated as collagen type XVIII alpha 1 chain. Gene Ontology annotation, molecular function: extracellular matrix structural constituent conferring tensile strength. The transcript is spliced from 42 exons. The coding region runs from base 786 to 4874 and encodes 1362 amino acids. NCBI's taxonomy places the organism in Eukaryota, Metazoa, Chordata, Lepidosauria, Squamata, Anolidae. The record is from RefSeq and is a predicted model, not a curated record. Gene Ontology annotation, biological process: endothelial cell morphogenesis; angiogenesis; extracellular matrix organization.